GAUUGUUCCUGCCGAAGGCAGCAGUGAUGAUUGUGUGUGCAACCUACGACCGAAUCGAAACGAUGACCGUCGGGCUCACUGCAUCGAACUGGUUCGAUAGAUAGAAUGUCCAAACAAGUCCGUCAGACAACAUGGUUGAUAAUUCUAUUUCCUUCUCGUCGUUCGUGUGACAUACGCUAGGGUUGAUACCAACGCCCGUUCUUUAACAUAUAGGAGUUGAUUGAGCCGGAAGUAAUGGGCACAGGUUUUGUGCUUAUAGGGCUGCAGCCCUUAGUUCGAGAUGUCCUUGGUACGAGACGGUUCAUUCGUUUAGGAAAAAACGGACGAUUACUGUCUGAAAAAGUUAUUUCAAUGGACAAGUGUGUGAGGUGUGCGUUGCGGUGCGUGCUCUACAGCGUUGUAAUAUAAGCGAAUGAUGAACAUACGAGAAGGAAACUAAAGGCAAGAAUAAUAUCAUCACCAACAACAGUAGCAGCGAAGGCAGAGUGUCGCUCUCGCGAAGUCAACGGAAAAAGUGGAGAUCGUUAGUUGUGUGCGAGUGAUAUGUCUGGCUAUGCUGCGUCCAUCUUUGUAUGUGCAUCGCACUCAUUCCCUUGCUUGCUUUGCGAAAGAAGAAAAGAGAGCCUCCCCGUGUUCGUGUAAUGUGCUCUUCUCUGUGAAUGGAAUGAGCGGUAACCUGUGGCGGUGUGCGUGAGAUGCUCCGCAUGAAAGCAAAAGGAAAUUACAAACCAGACGAAGAAGAAGUGCCUUCGAUGGCCGCAUAUUGUGUUUGGCUCGUGUGUGAGGUUUUCUUGAGUAAAACGGCAUGAUGAAAUAGUGACACAGUGAAAUAGUGCAGUGCGGCUAAAAGGGUUUCCCAGCAACGUCGUAAAAACGUACGUUGCGAUGAGCAAAACUACUUAGCAAUUGUUAAAAAGCAAUGAAAUUGUGAGAGUGUGUGUGAAAAAUGAGCUAAAUGAAAGUGUUGUGUUGUGUUCGCGCCCUACUCUUUGUAGUAUCGAUGACUUGAGUACUAAACCGUGAACGUAGCCAAAACUUCCGCGCGAGUACGUGUGCGUGGUGUGCGUGCUGUCCAGUUGUUGAUUAAGCUUUUCGAUAUCGACCGCACAGAAUGGGGAAAAGAAAUGCAGCAGCAGCAAUUGUUGAAGCCGAUCGGUUGCAGCAGUUUGAGACGCCACCGAAGCGGAUGAAGCAUGGUCCGGCAGCAACGGGUAUACCGACGACCACAGCUUCACCGCCUGCUGUUGCCGAACCAUAUUCGCCCAACAUCAGCGCGAGUGAGUUUACGCUUAGCAAAGAGUUUGUUGAUGGCACUUUGCUUAUGGAUCUCACCUUAAAGCAAUGGCGUACGGGCAGGCCAAUUGGGAAGGGAAGCUUCGGGGAAAUUUUCCUCGCAUCAGAUGAGAUCGAUACACCAGUGACGGGCGAUAAUGCUAAAUAUGUGGUCAAAAUUGAGCCACAUUCAAAUGGUCCACUGUUUGUGGAAAUUCAUUGUUUGCUCAACACCGCCAAACGUACAGAAACAAGCAUUAUCCCGCCGGGCAUGCCAGAGUACAUUGCAUCCGGAUCGCAUAUGUUUAAAAACGAACGGUACCGCUUUCUCAUCCUUAAGCGUUAUCAACGUGAUCUGCAUUCGCUGAUAAAGAAUAAACGGGUCAAUCCGAAAAGCAUUCCUGUGAUCGCCUGCCAAAUACUGGACGUGCUGGAACACUUGCACGAUCAAGGCUAUGUGCAUUCGGACAUAAAGGCGGAAAAUUUAAUGAUCGGCACGGUGGAGGGAACAGCACAGAAUGGUGCGAACCGUUUAUCAAACGGUGAGAACGGUACAGACGUUCAGCAUCAGUUGCAUCGGUCCAAUGGAGUGACACUGCCAGAAGGGAAGGGAGCAAAAAGGGGACCGAAAGUCUCUGACGAGCAGCAUCAGGCCAACGGAGGUGCUGCAAGCUUGCAGGAAAAUGGGCUUUACUUUCAUCAGGAGCAGGAGAUGUGUACACGUACGCGCAAUCUUCGUCCGUUGAAAACGGUCACGUAUCGGGAUUUGAGUGAUGAAGAUGAGCGUGCUGCCAACGCUGUCCGUUCGAGGGGAAAUUUUCCAAGAAAGCGUGGUCGGCGGCGUCAGGAAGAUACGUCGUUUAGCUGUUCCAUCUCGCCGCGGCGCUCUGGAUAUGAGGAACUGAAAGCUGCUACGGAGGAAGCGCAUUGGCAGGAACUGAAACGUGCAGCACUACCGAAGGUGACGGCGGAAGAACCUGCGCCAGUGGAAGAUCGCAUACAUUUAAUCGACUUCGGUCUGGCGUCGAAGUUCGUUGAUUCAAGUGGCCAGCAUAGACCCUUUUGCAUGGAUCAGCGCCGAGCGCACGACGGUACGCUUGAGUUUACCUCCCGCGAUGCACACAUGGGGGCGCAUGCCCGACGUAGCGAUCUGGAGUGUCUCGGGUACAAUCUGGUGUACUGGUGCCGCGGAUUUCUGCCCUGGAAGGACGAGAAGCUGCUCAACCAGCCGGAACAGGUGCAUCGUAUGAAGGAGUACUUUAUGACCGAUGUGCGUGAGAUGUUGCGCCUGAUCUAUGGCGAGGAUUGUCCGGGGUAUCUCGGCGAUUUCCUAGCGUACGUUGGAAACCUAACAUACGAUGAGCGACCUGACUAUCAGUACUGCAAGUCGCUGUUCUACAAGGAGCUGAAAAGAUUGGGCUGCCCGGUUAGCCGAAGCCAACCGCUACGGUUAGAUGUGAACGCAAUCAUGCAGCUGAGUGAACCGUUGACGGCACAGGACGAAGCAGAAAUAACGAACAAAAUCAACCAUGUCAAGUCGCUAAUGAAGAUGGGCGCACUCAUACCGUAUCGAGAGAAUACACUGCACAGUAAGGGAUCCUCGCCAAAGAAUCUUCGUUCCAAGCGAAGCGAUAUCAACGGCAAGAAUGCGAAUGCACCGACGGCGACCACGGUCACGGAAGGGGCAGUACCGGGUGCAUCGUUACCGAAUGCGACAGCCCCUGCCGCGUCGACGAUCUGUACGCGGAAAAAAGAGAAGCAAUUUUCGUGUGAAGAAAUUUUUGCCACCGAUGCGGACCAGAUCGCGCGCGAUCGCGUAGAAAAGGAAUUUGAACGGGCCGAACAGAUGGAGGAAACCGUAAUUCGUUACACCGGCAGGCCAACGUACGCAAUACAAGAGCUGCUGGAGAGAAAGUCACGUGGGCAUAGCCUCGGCAGUGGUUUGGAGUACACGGAAAGUGAAGGGUACAUCAAGGGUUACACUAAACCAAUGAUGGACAUAUUGCGCAAACGGCAGUCGCAACUGUUCCGCCAGAUCGAGGAAAUGAAUUCCACUACGGAAAAGAGCAAUGAAAUCAUUAAGGCGAAAGAUACCGAGUCACGUGACAGUGAGCAUGCUCCUAUGGAGCAAGAUAGCGAUAAGAGCGAUGAAGGAGAAGGAGAGGAAAACGACGUGGAUGAUGCGGUGGAAUCUACGCCGGUUAAUGAUUACGAAGACGAGGAUGAUGUUAGUGUGGUGAAACUGUCGAAGUAUGAGCAGGAUGACGAUUUUGAGCUGGCUUCGGAUGAUGAAGAUGAGGACGAUUUUGUGGAGGACGACGAGGAAAAGGAGGCAGCAAGCAGCGAGGAAGAGGAGGAUGAGAGCGUCGAGGAAGAGGAAGACGAAGCGGAAGAAGAUUACGGGGAGGAGGAAGAAGAGGAGGAAGAGGAACCGGUUGUACAGAAUGGUUAUGAAUCCCGCGGAUCCUAUCGUCGCAAAAAGGAGAGCAAAAGUCGCAAAAAGGAAGAUACGGACAGUGACUUUAUUAAUGAUGGUGGCUGUGAGGUGGAAGGAACUGAUCCCAGCAACCUUCCGGACGAAGCAGGAGCAGCGGAGGCGAACGUUGAAGAUCAGCAGGAUAGCGAUUUCAAUGAUCAAGAUAGUACAGCAACCGGGAGUGAGGUGAUCGUACCGGUGGAACGGCAGCCGAAACGAAAGCGUGGUAGACCGCGCAAAAAUCCACAAUCGAAUGAUGGUCAAAAAUCGGUCAAAGAACGUGAUGAUAAAACUAGCAGCAGUAAAAGCGAGGCGACCCAUGACAACGAGGAGGAAGCUAAUGAUGAUCCUGCAGUGACGGAUCGUUACAGGAGGAAGAUUCACGCAGCAAAACAGCGGUCAGGUCAUCGGAAAAAACGUCAGCAGCAAGUGCUGGAUGACGGCGAUGGUGAUAAUGCGCGUUUGUUCGAGGACCAACACGACACCGGAAGCCGGUUGGCGGAUGGGCAGGAAGCGGUACAGAAACAGAACCAUCAUCACUACAAUAACAACAACCACUGCAACAGUAAGGCGUACUAUGGUGAUGUGGACGAUUCGUCACAUGAUAUGGCACCACCCAACAGUACCGCUGGUGGCGAUGGGUUGAUGGAUCGGAAUGCUUCCAAGUAUCGGUACGUGAAGCGCCGUAAGUCCGGGCUACGGGAACGCAUCAGACCUACGGAUCGUGGCACGGACUAUGCGGACAACAUGCAGCGAAAGCGAAAAGCGGCACUGCAGAAUAAAAGACGCCGGGAAUCGGCCGCUCUACACGGGGAGAUGGAAGAUGCGGGCGAACCGGUUGCCGAGGAAGAUUAUUCGUGCGGCAGUAGCACCAGCAGCAGCAGCAGUAGCAGCAGUAGCGGUAGUACUAGUCAAUCCGUCUCCUCAUCAUGCGCCAGCAACAGAAGUCGGGUGGUAUCACAGUUUUCGUCGGCAGCAUCACUCGAUUCGGCUUCCAUCGUUUCUUCGCAGAUACGGCGCGGAAGGAAACGAAAGCAAGUGCCGACCGUUUCGUCGCGUGAUAGUAGCGGAACCCGACAGUCCGCCGUACAAUGCCGUACCAGUGCCGGGCGGCCACGGAAACGUGCGACGGUGACAGACAACGAGACUGGUCACUCCAACAGCCGUUGGAGCCCCUCGAAUUCGAACGGUAGUCAAUCGGCUGCUACAUCGCGCUCAUCUUCUGUGUCCACGUCCGGCAAAACUAACGAAUACGGCAAUCUGCCGCAAAGGUUAGCUACCCUGCCAGAGUCUCAGCAUGAUGAUUUUGUUGAGGAACACGACGAUGGUGAUGAUACGCGUGACGCAGACUAUUCGCCGAUUUGCACCAGAAGGAGACGGGCCGAUUUGCACCGGAAAACUGCAACGACCGGCAUUCGGAAAAGGAAUGAUUCGAAAGGUUUGAUUGGUAAAGGUACAGGUUCGGCACCAUCAACAUCUUCCUGCUCUGCUGUGAAUGGCGGUGGUGGGAUUAGUCUUCCUCCGGCGUACGGACCUUCUUCCUCUAUUCCACGAAGACUGGACAUUAUUCAACCCCCUCCAGCACCACCAGUUGCGGCAGCCGCCGCUCUCAUACAGCAUCAUCACCAGCAGCAGCAGCAACAACACCGGAUCCGUCGUCCACAACAUCACAUGGCUUAUCAGAACUAUUACCGAGUAAACGAUCAGCAUCAUCUUCCUUCGACGAUGCUGGUACGAACGUAUAGUCGAGGAUAGUAAUGUGGAGCAAAGAGAAUGGUUAGAAGGACAACAAAGGUUGUCGUCAUGCAGGGGAAGAAGGAUAAUUGAGUGGAAUGAUGAAACAAUGGUUAUGAUCGUGGAAAUUAUAUAUGCAAUAUGUACUUCUGUUUCGCAAUGGAACGAUUGCAGAAUUAAAUUGUUGUGUACAUAUGUGUAAAAAGUUAGCUAUAAUCAUGUACUGUCCUAUUAAAUGUAGAACGCUUCUAACAUAAUUACACGUAUGUAUUGAGCUAGAGAUUAGAAGUAGCGAAUAGUGUGCAUAAAUGCAAUGAUGGUCUAUGAUAAGGUAAGCGUAAAGGCAGAAAAUCCAGAUCCUAAGUAUGCUCUCCGUAUCGUGGAGCGUUGUUCCUCUCUGUUUGUUUUUUUUUUUUGGAAAUUUGCCUUGCAUAAGUGAGUGCAUUAUUGGAGUGCAUUGCUUAGCUUCAUUGUUAAAUUUGACACAACAGGGGGGUUUGUUUUACGUCAAUGUUUUCCUAGCUUCCAUUCCUGGCUGAACGGAAGGUAUUGUUUCUGUGUCGGAAUGAGUUUCUCAACCAGGGUGUGUCUAUAGGUUAUCAAAAACCACCAAAAAUGCAAUUGAGCAAUGUACACUUUAUGCUGAAAGCAAACCAGUAAAAGAAACAUGCAUAAUACCAGCGUGAGGUUCAGAAGCAUUUGGUCGGUGGUUGUUUUGUUACAAGUAGGGUUUUAAAUUAUUUGUGUCGAAUUCUUUGGCGGAACGCACAGUUUUUAUCGAGCGAUUGCAAACAGAAACCGAUGCUUUUGAAUAUCAUGAUGAGAGCUGCGAGUAGCAUUACAUUUUAAAGGUCAACAUAACAUUAGAGGGUACGGUAUUCGGUAAUCCAAAAGCAUGUGGAUCGAACCAGUGAUUGAUUCAAUAAUCUUGUCUGUGCAGUUAAAUUCAAUAGAUGUUGUUAAUUGGUGCGUGCGUGACUGAUGGAAAGGGAAACAAAAUUAUGGCGCAAAACAUUGCAUUCGUUCUCCUAAGCCUAAUGUUUCACAAUAAAUUACGCAAAGAAAAUCGUAAAAGAAUAUAAUACAAAGCGAAGAAUAAUCCCUCGGAUACGCCACAACAGUGCAUGAUAGUUAUCGUUAGUUACAAUAUCCGUUAUUCGAAAAAAAGGCUGAAAAACGUUUGAAAUCGUACAAGCAGGAUAAUGUGCAAACAUCAAUAGGCAAAUGAUUAUUAGCCAUCUCAAGCCAGCAAAAACUUUGUCUGCGAAACGUAAAUGUGUUCCUGUUUCUUUGCUUCCUGUGUCUGUGUCUGCUUGUCAGGGUGAAAAGCGGCACAAACCUUUAUUAAAAAGGAAAAAGGAAGCCUAAUGGUGAGCAAAUUUAUACCAACAAGAAGCAUAAAGAAAGUAUUCACCUAUCUUCUCCAUAUAAUGAAAUAAAAUAUUCUUGUGCAUAGUAAUAUAAAUUAUGGUUGAAAUAAUUGUGAGAGCCAGUGGUGUGUGGCUAAAGUUCUUUCACAACAUGGGAAGAGUUACUUGAAAUAGACAGUUUGCUGUAAGGCGAAAUGUAUGAAAAAAAGAAUACUAUUAUAUAAAUAUACAUAGUAUGAUAACGUAGAAAGAGAAAAAUAAACAAGAAUAACUUUAGACAAACAUGCAGCAAAUCUAGCGCUGAAAUAAUAUUCUAUAUCGAUGAAUAAAAAAGCAAAAUCCCACAACACUACUAUUUCGUAGCACCUAGCAUAUUGCGCGAAUGUUUUACGAUAUGGGUAAAUAAAAUUACACUGGAAAUUUAA
This is a messenger RNA of Anopheles funestus (African malaria mosquito), 7277 nucleotides long. It is a transcript of the gene bsd, whose product is annotated as enolase-phosphatase E1. Gene Ontology annotation, molecular function: ATP binding; protein serine/threonine kinase activity. Gene Ontology annotation, cellular component: cytoplasm; nucleus. The record is from RefSeq and is a predicted model, not a curated record. Gene Ontology annotation, biological process: signal transduction; peptidyl-serine phosphorylation; endocytosis. The coding region runs from base 1112 to 5503 and encodes 1463 amino acids. Lineage: Eukaryota; Metazoa; Arthropoda; Insecta; Diptera; Culicidae. The transcript is spliced from 5 exons.